AUGCAUCCAUUCAUUCCAACGAUUAAGCAAACCUUUAAGAGGUUAAUGUUCAUGUUUCCAGCUCACGCGCUGGUUUUCAUCCUAACAUGGCUUGGAACUGGUCCAAACUCCAAUCGACUAUUACCCUUUUUAAAUUUACCGAUAAUUUAUAUAUUAGUUCGUAAAAGCCCAACAUUAAUAAACAUCCCUUUAUUAACAGCACUUAUUUUAGGAGCAGCUUUGGCUCACAAUGAGCCAUCAACCUCUCCAAUGGAGAGUUACUUUGAUGAUUUUUCAAUUCUAAUAAUCGUGGGGGCAUCGAUCUCAAUCAUAACGUUAGCGCCUAUGAUCCUUACUAAAUUCAUCAUGGUAAAGGUUAAUGAAAGAUUUGAAAAUUUCACACAUAAUCUGAAUUCGAGAAUUAUAUUUCCAAUCAUUUGGACGGCAAUUUGGUCAUUAUUUCGAAGAUAUUCCCCGUUGGGUUCCUGGGGGGACUGGUCCUACACAAUAUAUAGUUCAGGACUCGCAGGUGAUCCUAUCAUGCAGUUAACAUCAAUUGGCGGACUUGGCGCCAUCAAUUUCUUAUUAGCAUUGUGGACGCAAAUAAUUUCGGACUUUUUCAUCUUGAAUCACAGGAUUAAUAGAGCAACACGUACCGUAAUAAUAGAUGAGGAGACACCUUUGAUCUCUGAAAUUGAGCAACAUCAACCAUCAAAUAAUCUCAAGGUGUAUAAGGAUGAUUUAACCGUGAACUAUUAUUUGCGUAUUUUGAUCAUUCUAGCAGUUCUAUUUUGCUACUUUAUAGGCGGAGAAAGAUUAAAACACAUAGAGAGUAAUGUUCAUCAAAUACCUUAUGAGAGAGUUGGUUGUAUUCUUCCUACUCACAACACGAGUGCUCAAGAAAUGUUAAAAAAAACUGCGACCAUCUCGACUGGUCUUCAAGCAAAGAUUGUAUUGUGGAGUGAGUCUGCAUUAGCAUUAAGAAACGAUGAUGAACUAAAUGAUUUGUUGGAAAAAGCUUAUAGCUUAACAACGGCACAUAAAUUUUAUUUGGGUUUGACAUACACGAUUCCAACUGGAGAAAACGGUCACAAAAAAAAAAACAUGUUAAGAUUUAUCGGGCCAAACAAUAUAACAUUAUUUGAAUAUCAAAAGACUCAUCCCGUUCCAUGGGUAGAAUCUUAUUCUAUUGAAAGUGGUCCGGGUAAGUUAAAAGUAGUAAAUGCAGAAAUUGAAACCAAAAGCAAAAAAGAAUCGCAUAAAUUGGACGUGAGCGGAGCCAUUUGUUUAGAUAUGGAUUUUCCGGAAUUACUUGGACAAGCAUCGGCUGCGGAUUUUGUUUUGUCCCCGGCACAAACUUGGUCCGCGCAGGUUGGAUUACAACAUUUACAAAUGUCGUCGGUACGGGCUAUCGAAAACGGUUAUUGGAUAUUGAGAUGUGAUGGUGGAGGAGCCUCGGGACUCAUCGAUCCUUAUGGUCGUGUUCGACACUUUGAAAUUUCGUCGAAUGAACAAGUGAAUAUAUUCGCUUGGGAAAUGCCUUUUUCGGAAGAAAAAAUCGAGACUUACUACUCUCAAUAUGGUGAAUUUGCAGUAUGGGGAGCCCUAAUAUUUUUAGGAUUGGCAGAAUUACUUUGGUACUUUUCUUGGAAAGUAGCCGAAGAAGAUAUGACAUCUUUAUCGGAUGCAUCUAAGGAAUUUCUUAGGAAGCGACAAGAAUGGGCUGAAGAAAAGUACGAUGAAAUUUUUGAUCAAGAGGAAUUAAGUUUAAGGGCGAAACAAAGCUUAAUUUAG
Messenger RNA from Funneliformis caledonium, 1773 nucleotides. The record is from the annotation of a GenBank genome assembly. Lineage: Eukaryota; Fungi; Glomeromycota; Glomeromycetes; Glomerales; Glomeraceae.